AAUUUUUUCUCGCUAUGAUGCUUAAUAUAUACAUAUAAUUUUAUUAUGGAUCACUCUAACAUCAUAAUUUAGACAGUCUGUCCAUAUCGACAUGUGAAUGAAUGGUCAUUCACUUAUGCCAAGAAGCGGGGUCUAAUGGAUACCCACGACUUCUGCUGUGACUCCUGUCCUACAUGACAAGGCUACUCAUAAUGGCUCCAAAUUCAGACAGUUCAGUUGCAGUAGUUGUUGCAUCUGCAGAUGAAGAUCUUCAUGGCAGACUUCUCAGACUGGGAGUGUCCUGAGCUGCGGGUGAAUCGGAUACGGGAGGUGGGAGCGGAGAACGACUCGAUUUGUCUCCCGCUGGAUCAGUUCCAGGUGACGGGGCCGAAUGGGAGUCAUUUCUGCUUUGUGUAUCCGGUUGCCGGGCCCAAGGUGUCGUGUAUUCUGCAGGAGUUUGAGGAGCCAGAUCGCGUGUUAAGGAGGGUGGGGUUGAAUGCUGUCAAGGCGAUGGUGGCGCUGCAUCGGUUUGAGAUCUGUCAUGGUGAUUUCACACCGUCGAAUAUCCUCCUGCGCGUAUCUGGUCUGGACGGCCUCCCAGAAGACCGAGUUAUACAGAUCCUCGGACAACCAAAAACAGUCAACGUCGUAACCAGCACCGGCGAGAAACCAUCCCAUCCCAGCGCGCCGCAAUACCUCGUGCAUCCCGUUGACUUUCAAUCCGUGCAUCACCGCUAUCUCUCCGAUGAAAUCUACAUUAUCGAUUGUGGAAAAUCAUACCAUGUCUCCCUUCCCCCGGACGAUCUCGAUAUCCCGCAGAAUUACUACUCGCCUGAGCUCAUCUUGGACGGGCAGACCGGUAUAGGAAGUGACUUGUGGGCAUUGGGAUGUACGCUCUUUGCCAUCCGGACGGGAAGAAGGUUAUUCGAUCUCUUCGAUGAUGAUCGCGAUGAUCAUCUCUACCAUAUGGUGAUGCUACUGGGCAUCCUCCCUGAACCAUGGUGGACGAGCACAUGGUCAACGCGAGAAGAUUACUUUGACGACCGUCCAUCUUCAAAUAACCGCGCAGUGAAAACUUUUGAAGCCCUCGAUGAACCCGCAGAACCACACGAACCGCGCUCGAUUGAAGAAAUGCUAGACCAUGGAUUGGUAUAUAUCGAGUCGCGGACCGGGAUGAUUCCAAAGGAAGUCCGACGGAGGAUAUCAGCAGAGGAGGUGACGAUGUUUGCUGACCUGCUGGGAUUGAUACUUCGAUAUCAGCCAGAGGAGAGAUUGACGGCGGAUUUGGCGCAGCAUCAUGGCUGGUUUAGUAUGUGAUUUAUUGGAGAUGUCAUUUACAUUAAUACUAAUUGCAAUAUAAACCACCAUUAUUAAUGGUCUAAAUGUAUAAUGUAUCAAGAAACCCCCAUGCACG
Aspergillus wentii DTO 134E9 is the source of this 1393-nucleotide messenger RNA. RefSeq lists its product as uncharacterized. The record is from RefSeq and is a predicted model, not a curated record. Bases 241 to 1296 code for a protein of 351 amino acids. Gene Ontology annotation, molecular function: ATP binding; protein kinase activity. Gene Ontology annotation, biological process: protein phosphorylation. Lineage: Eukaryota; Fungi; Ascomycota; Eurotiomycetes; Eurotiales; Aspergillaceae. The transcript has 2 exons.